Messenger RNA from Sycon ciliatum, 740 nucleotides. RefSeq names its product serine/threonine-protein phosphatase 6 regulatory ankyrin repeat subunit A-like. The record is from RefSeq and is a predicted model, not a curated record. Lineage: Eukaryota; Metazoa; Porifera; Calcarea; Leucosolenida; Sycettidae. The transcript is spliced from 6 exons. The coding region runs from base 48 to 533 and encodes 161 amino acids. Gene Ontology annotation, molecular function: protein binding. Gene Ontology annotation, cellular component: nucleus.
GAACGACACCACUUCACGAUGCCAGUGAGCGGGGUCAUAUUGACUGCAUGCGGCAUCUACUGGACAGCAAAGCCAAUCCAAACCAACCUAAUACGCUGAGAAAGACACCACUUCACUGUGCCAGUGAGCGGGGUCAUAUCGACUGUAUGCGGCAUCUACUGGACAGCAAAGCCAAUCCAAACCAACCUGGCGAGAAUGGCCACACUCCAUUGGACAUUGCAGCAAUGAAGGGUAGACUGCAUGUUGUGAAGUGUCUAGUCACCUGCAUACUGCGUAAGACAACAAAGCAGCAGUGUAUGUCACUAUUUGUACAAGCUUGCGACAAGUCUGCUGACAAAUGCGUACCGGCCAUACAGGACGGCAUCUUGGAUUGCAUAGUUGGUGUGCACAUUAGUCAAGAAGACAUGGAUGCUUGGACUGAGUUAGUCGGGAGACUAUCCGAACAAUGUUUAUUGUGGCUCACCCAGGAAGCCAUAACCAUUCGGAAACAACUACCUCCACUGCUUCUGGUGAGUUCAGGGCCAAUGUUGUGAGUAGUGACAGUACUCCUACACCCUCUGUAACCCACAUAGUUUCUGGACGUCAUCGAGGUACAUUUCCUUUCUUGAUCCAUGUAGUAACAGAAAGUGGAGGGGAGACAGAGCACCAGAAAUACGGAGGGAAAGCAAAAGAGAGAAAAGAAGAGAGAGAGAGAGAGAGAGAGAGAGAGAGAGAGAGAGAGAGAGAGAGAGAGAGAGAGA